Messenger RNA from Cutaneotrichosporon cavernicola, 2628 nucleotides. RefSeq lists its product as uncharacterized. Bases 1 to 2628 code for a protein of 875 amino acids. The record is from RefSeq and is a predicted model, not a curated record. NCBI's taxonomy places the organism in Eukaryota, Fungi, Basidiomycota, Tremellomycetes, Trichosporonales, Trichosporonaceae. Gene Ontology annotation, cellular component: cytoplasm. Gene Ontology annotation, biological process: negative regulation of transcription by RNA polymerase II; mitochondria-nucleus signaling pathway; regulation of nitrogen utilization. The transcript is spliced from 4 exons.
AUGACGCGGUCCCCGAUCUACACCGCAGCUGUCGGUCUCGGCCCACAUACUAAUGACCGUCCAGCGCCGCUCCCAACUCCACCCCUUACACAACGCGGAUCUUCACCUUCCCCGUCGGAACGUGCGGGCCGCAAGGCCGCUCCACUCUUUACUCUCUCCGCAACGGUGCUCCCUCUAUCCGACCAACCACCAGAAGAGGAAGACAUCUCUAGUAUCUGGAAUGUCGUCUCGCGUGCAGCCGACGUAGUCAAGGAUAGCGAGCGCCUUGAAAACCUUGCAUGGAGGCACUGGAGCGACGUCCGAGUACGCCGUCGCCGCUCGUCCGCGUCAACAGACACGGCGUCGAGUGCCUCCGUUCACACCCCCGUCGACCAACCCUACCUCCACCACAGACAAAGUUCCGAGAAUCGCCGCUCCUUUGCCAAUAAGCUACAGUUGUUGGUCGAGGAGGACUCUUUCAAGGACUGGAUAGAAGAUGCCCGCGAGAACGCGGCUGCCACGGACGAGUCCCCACGACACGCACCUCAGCUCGCGCUCCCUGACACACCCACUCCCAACCUCGAGAUUCGGCUAGUGGAGCCCACACCAGUGCCGAGCCGUGUCGGCUCGCUCGGCGGCAGCGUGGGCGGAAGCACGCCAUUCACAAAGUCUGUGGCGCAGCUGGCAGUGCGCGAAGAAGAGAUUGAGGAGGAAGUCACGACCGCAGAGGACGAUUCCCCCGAGAUCCAGAGGAUACGGAAGCGCUCUCCCAAGGGCGGCUUCUUCAUUCACCAGAGCCCUGGUAAGGUCAGCGGAGCUUCGGACGGAUCGUCCGAGGCUUCUGCUCCUCCUCCUGCCCCUAUCGUUGCCGAAACGGAACCAGUUGCUCGGGUUGAACAUCAUCAAGCCGAAGCCAACGGUGGCCCGACGGACUCUUCGCAGUGGCGGAGCUCGGCAGAAUCAUCGUCGGCCGUCGUCAUGAAGAAGAAGGAGCCACGUCGGCCUGUGUCCAUGGCCACGAUGCGCGGUAGAUUCCAAGCCGAGAAGAGACUCGCGGUCCAGGCUAUCACCGCUCGGAAGAAGUUGGAGCAACAGCAGGCCGGAACCGCGCCCGAGGAUGACGAUGACGAUGACUCGGAUUGGGAGGACGACGACGAUGAGACGGCGGCUGGGAGCACAAGACCGACAGAUGCUGAGGACGACGACGACGACUGGGAGGACGAGAUGUCGUCUGUAGCGCCAUCGGCCGCGCCGUCGCCGCGCAACGGCAAGAUGAACAAGAAGGAGCGCGCGGCUGCCACCGCCAGACUCGAGCUGGAGAAAGAGGCUAUGCGCAAGCGUGCUAUGUUUGCCAAGAAGCAAAUAGACGCCCCAGCUACCAAGGCGCCCACCGAGGGUCUUCUCAGCCGCGUUUUCCGCACCGGCAAGAGCAUGGUCGACUUAACUCAGGCCAGCAGCUCGGAUGAGAAUGCCGCGUUCCGCCGCACACCUACCCAUGGCAACUUUGGUGCCAUGGCCCAGUCUCCGGCCCCGAUGGCACCGCCCAGGCUGCACUCCAAGAGCGAUGUCACUGUGCCUGUGCAAACCGACGCGAAUGCCACGGCUCGCUCACACAAGUCUGGGACUAGUGACGGCAAGCGAUCGCACCGGUCGGGAACAAGUGACCGGCAAAUCCCUGGCGAUGUUGAGCUGGAGUCGUCUGAGGAAGAGUCCGAGGAUGACAACUACCUUGCGUCAUCGCAAAUACGUGCCAAGCUGGAGGCUCUUGACGCCAAGCGCGCUGCUCGGACUGCAACAGCCACCACGCAGGCGCCUCCCCCCAACGACGCAGCCAUACCCGUACGCGCUCCCGUAUCGGCAGUUGCGAUGGGUGCUGCCAUGGGAGAGUACGACGAGUACGGUGUGGCGCGGCCGAUCUCGCCGACGGCGCGUCGUCGCAUGAUCAUCAUGCGCGAGAUGUCUGAGUCUCUCCGAAGGAAAGACAUCAUCCUCGAGCGCGAGAAGUCAGCAGGACCACCUCGACCUCCCGGCCACCGUCGUCCCCCUCCGUCUGUUCAUACUCACAUGUCUCGUGGAUCCGCCCAGAACCUGGCUCAGCUUCGCGAGCACGCCCGCGAAACUGGGUUCGACACGUCCGGCUUCCAGCGUCAUAGCGCGACUUUCCAGGACAUGCGCCCAGACAAGGCGUUGGAGCGUCACAACUCGCAACCCAACCUCAUGGCGUACGCCGAGAAGCGGAGCCCGCUGGCUGGUCAGGACCAGGUUCCACCGCGCCAGGCGAGCUUGUCGCCCACCGAACAGAAGCGGCGGCAAAAUCUCCUCGGGCAUGGUUUCCUGCGACCCCUGACGCGUGCAGACGAGGGAGGCAUCAACAGAACGCAGUCGGCCGCGGCGUUAAACCUUGGCGUCACUUCGCCUACAAGCGAGCGAACGGUAUCGCCGACCGCGAGCUCGGGGGCUCAUCGCUCAUCGAGCGGUGGUUACCACUCAUCAAGUGGAUUCCACCACCCGCACGCGCACCUCCACGCCACGGCAAUGGUGCGCUCUAGCACCGAAGGUGACCAUGUUGCCCGCGAGCGCUCGAACAAGCGUGAGGCUCAAAGGCGACAGGAGAGGACAGACACCGGGUACCGGUUCCACGGGUGGUGA